Molecule: messenger RNA, 1835 nt
Organism: Beta vulgaris subsp. vulgaris (sugar beet)
Lineage: Eukaryota; Viridiplantae; Streptophyta; Magnoliopsida; Caryophyllales; Amaranthaceae
Product: transcription factor HHO3
Exons: 5
Coding region: 369-1577 (402 amino acids)
Biological process (GO): regulation of DNA-templated transcription
Molecular function (GO): DNA-binding transcription factor activity; DNA binding
Source: RefSeq, a predicted model, not a curated record
ACUAACAAACAACAAAAAGAGGGAGGAUAGAAAGAAGGAAAAGGAAAUAAAAAAUCGUUAGUGUUAGUGUUACGCGACGACCCGAUACCUUGCUCUUAAUCCUCUAAUUUUUCUCCUAAAAAAACCCAGAAAAUUUAUAUAAAAACUUAGGUGUCAAGUUUAUUCUUUUUUGUGAUUCUACUUAGAUCCCAUUUUUCUCACAUCUUUAACCCCACCAUUUUUAUUUUUAGCUUCCUUCUUCUCUCUACCCCCAUAAAACCAACCUACCCAACACAAAACUCAAAAGUGUUCUCAACUUUCUCCAUUUUUUUCAGUUCCUCAAAAGUGGAAAAAAUUAUAUUGUGGGUUCUUUUUAAAACUGAAAAAAGAUGAUGGAUUUUAGAGAUAAUAUGGAAAAAUGCCAAGAAUAUAUCAAUGGUUUGGAAGAAGAAAAGAGAAAAAUUCAAGUUUUUCAGCGUGAACUACCUCUUUGCUUAGACCUUGUAACUCAAGCAAUUGAAGCAUGUAAGCAACAAUUAUGUGGGAGUGGGACAAAUACUACAACAGAGUGUUUUAAUGGACAUUCUGAGUGCUCAGAACAAACAACAAGUGAUGGUCCAGUUUUGGAGGAAUUUAUUCCAUUAAAAAGGAGUAAUUCUCCAGAUGAUGAUGAUUAUGAGCUUGAAUCAGAUAAAUCCCAGAUUAAUAGUGAUUUAAAUAACAAUCAUGAAAAUUCAGGGAAGAAAUCAGAUUGGCUUAGAUCUGUUCAGUUAUGGAAUCAAACACCAGAUCCACCCACCACUCAAGAGGAUCAUCAGCCAAAGAAAGUAACGGUAGUGGAGGUGAAAAGGAAUGGUAAUGGUGCAUUUCAUCCAUUUCAGAAGGAAAAUAACUGCAACGGGAACGAAAAGCAUAACAAUAAUAAUAACAAUAACGAUAACAAUAAUAAACAAGACGCAUCAACGCCUGCUGCCUCGGCAUGCUCGAGUGCCCAAGAGGUGGAUAUGGGACCGAGCAGUGGCGGAAGCGGUGGUGGUAGUGCUAGCAAGAAGGAAGAGAAAGGAGGACAAUCACAAAGGAAAUCAAGGAGGUGUUGGUCUCCUGAGUUGCAUAGGAGGUUUGUGCAUGCCCUGCAGCAACUUGGUGGUUCACAUGUUGCAACUCCAAAGCAAAUAAGGGAUUUGAUGAAGGUCGAUGGACUUACCAAUGAUGAAGUUAAAAGCCAUUUACAGAAAUACCGUCUCCACACAAGAAGACCAAGUUCAGGUGUUCACAAUAAUGCCAACCAACAACAAGCUCCUCAGUUUGUAGUUGUUGGAGGCAUUUGGAUGCCUCCACAAGAAUAUGCAGCAGUGACUGCAACAACAACCUCAGGAGACAAGACCAACGUUUCUCCUCCUAACGGCAUCUAUGCACCCAUAGCAACUGUGGCGGCACCAUCCCUCAUGCACCAAACAUCGACACAUCGGAUACAACCAAAGCAACAAUCAAGCCAAUCACAUUGCGAGGAAAGGGCAAGUCAUAGCGAGGGAGGUGCUCGUUCCAACUCCCCUGCAACAUCAUCUUCUACCCACACGACGGCUUCUCAUGCACAUUAGUGUCAUUCUUUUUUUUUUUUUCCAUAGAAAGGUGUAGAGAUUUUGUAACGAGUCUUGAGUGAAGUAGAUAGUUCUUUGUAUGAUCAGGAAGAUAAAACAUUAGUAAAAAUGGCAGAUAUAGAAAAAGAAGUGGUCUUAUAUUCUUUGUGUAGUACACCUUUGUUCAUGUUUUGUUAUUAUGCAUUUUGGGAAUAAUCUUUAUGUUAGAACGUCCUUCAAUCUGGAAGUUGAAUGAUCUAUCUAACAGCUCAUUUCCUA